Symbiodinium sp. CCMP2592 is the source of this 561-nucleotide messenger RNA. NCBI's taxonomy places the organism in Eukaryota, Dinophyceae, Suessiales, Symbiodiniaceae. The record is from the annotation of a GenBank genome assembly.
AUGGCUUCCCCGGAUGUGGUCGUGCUACCGGUGAAGGUCGCCAAGCAGCGCAAGCCUCGUCCAUCGCGGAAGGAGGGCAUAAUCGACAAUGGUGCUGACAGCCGGGAGCCAGCCGGACCUGAGAAAGUAAAGCAAGAAGUGAAGAAGGAGAUCGAGGCAGACAAGCCAGCAGGCGAAUUUCAAGGCCAAGGCCAAGACAUCCAAGACGAGCUCCAGGUGAAGGAUGAAGUGAAGGAAGAAGUUGAGGAGCGAGAAAACCAUAUCCACACGGUAGCCGAGACCAAGCUGGAAGUCAAGGAGGACCUGAAGACAGAGGUGAAAGAGGAGGUUCCGAAGAACAGAGAGCAACACGUGAAGACUGAGAUCAAGGAAGAGCCUUUGAACGGCAAUGAUGAGCGAGUCAAGAAGGAGAUCACGCCGAAGGACGUCAAGCAAGAGGUGAAGGAGGAGGUUUCGAAAGAUGCGCACAUGGAAGUGAAGAAAGAGAGUAACGAGGUCGUCAGCUCUCGCCGAAGAAUGCGCACAAAGGCUGCCAGGCAAAAAAGGCUCAGAUCCGUAUAA